CACAAUGCUGCAUCUACUAAAACAAGGCACAUGUGCAGGGAUGCUGCUGAUGCCACACCUGCCCCUCUGUGGUGGACUCGGUCUGUGAGGCAGUGCAGCACUCAGAGCGGUGCAGGUGGACUGAGAGAGAGCAGAAACUGCCAUCACCUGUUUGGGAAAUCUAGAACAACGAAGGACAAAAAAAAAAAGGAGGAGUCUUUAGAGAGCGGUGGUCUCGCUGUGUCCACCCACCCACCCACCCCACCCUGCUCUCUCUCUCACAUGCACACACUCUCCUCCUUGCCUCUCCUUUCCUCCCUCCCCGUUUGUCUCCUCCACUCUCCGAUGCUGGUGUGGUGAACAGCUAGACACUCGGCUGAGCUGCAUGGAGGCUCAGGGAGGGGCAGGGAGCCCAGAACCCAACAAAGACACCCAGAAGCUGUUGAAGCCGUCCGGCUCAGGUGACCUAUCCAAGGAGUCUUUUCACUGGCAGGCUGGGGAGGAAGAGGAGGGCGUCCUGUCGGGGCACACUGCCAGCCUGCUGCACAUCACCGAGAAGAGACAGCCACUGAGUAGUGUGUCCUCGCUGGAGGUGCACUUUGACCUGCUGGACCUGACCGAGCUGACUGACAUGUCCGACCAGGAACUGGCUGAGGUUUUUGCCGACUCUGAUGAGGACAUCCACAAUGAGUCCCCAGCGGGUUCCCACCAUCCUCUGCUGCCCAGAGCUGGGUGCAUGCGCUCCCCUUCUUGGACACGGUGCAGCAAGGUCGAGCCGCCGCGAGAGCGAAAGCACCACAGUGACUCGGACACCGCCGAGCCCUUGACAAGGCUGGAGAGGCCGAAGCAGCUGUGACAUCUGAUGCGAAACAGGCUGGCUGCAGAGAGAGAUAAGAUCCAGAGCCAGACGCACACAGCCAGAGAGGGACCAACACAAAGUGGACCAAGAGGUCCCCCCUCCUCCCCCCCAUCUGCCACUGUGCACCCACAUCACCACGGUGCUGAGAGUUCAGGUCGGACUCUAGGACAGCUAGGUCUGUAUUUUAACCAAAGGGUGUUGAGAUGUACAAUACACACUCGCUCUUCCUCUCUAUCUCUUGCUGUCUUUCUCUCUCACAUGCAAACCAACACAAUUAUUGUGAUUUUCAUGGAAGGAGUUCUUAAUGCACUAUAGCUUGGUUGUGAAUGACAGGGUAUGACGUCAGCGGAGUAACAUCACAUGCAUCCGCACAGCCUCUCAGGGUGGGACGUAGCUGGUGGAGUUCGGAAACUGGGACUCACAUUGAAUUACCCGGAUAUGAUUUGAAACAUAAAUCACGGCAACUGUCAAAGUAAAAGAUCCCGCUGAGGCUGUUGCUUAAUGCGUUGGUUUGAAAAUAUGACAGGUUGCUUUUCUGUUCUCGGCCAUAACGGUAACGUCAUCAGUGGAAGUGGAUGCCAGUGGGGCCAGUGCUCUUUAUACUCAGCACACCUUCCCCAUCUUGGAGAAGGUGUGUUGUUAUUGUAAUUGCCUAAACGGAAAUCACAGAAUCGUAUUUACAGUGCCUGCUCCCUCGCAGAAUUAUUGGCAUUCGGUGCAGAUGACACAAACAGCAAACUGACCAAGUGGCUAUAAGCAAUAUACCGUACCACGCUCAAACAUGUUCUCUGAUUUUUUUUCAUCCCUUCCUAACGCGAUCGUUGCCGGAGUUGCUGCUGUUAAAGUGGACAAAGUCUGUCAAUCAAAGUUGGUAGACGCGUUCACUUGAUCGGUGACACUUGAAGCAGAUGGAAAUGAAGGGAAGGGUCGAAUGAUAGUCGGGUUGACUUCAGUGAGCUUUACGUGAAUGAGAAAAACCCAACAAAGUGCCAACUAUUUUGUAAUCAUCUUUGAAAAGAUUUAUUCAACUCUUGAUGCAAUAUUUCCCUUUUUUCUAAGAAAAGCUUGGAGCUGAUUCCUUUUAUUUUAUUUUAUUUAUCUGACCUUUAGCUUGUCUUUACCAGGGUUGCCAAUAAUUCUGAAUGCUGUGACACGAUGGAUCAAAUGUGACACUAGGAUAAUAAAAGAAUCAAUAAAAUUCUUGAAAAAUUGUA
This is a messenger RNA of Gasterosteus aculeatus aculeatus (three-spined stickleback), 2052 nucleotides long. RefSeq names its product dysbindin domain containing 1 (gene dbndd1). The record is from RefSeq and is a predicted model, not a curated record. Gene Ontology annotation, cellular component: cytoplasm. Lineage: Eukaryota; Metazoa; Chordata; Actinopteri; Perciformes; Gasterosteidae. Gene Ontology annotation, biological process: negative regulation of protein kinase activity.